Messenger RNA from Nematolebias whitei (Rio pearlfish), 3114 nucleotides. Its product is annotated as solute carrier family 12 member 3-like. The transcript is spliced from 27 exons. Gene Ontology annotation, biological process: cell volume homeostasis; sodium ion homeostasis; sodium ion transmembrane transport. The record is from RefSeq and is a predicted model, not a curated record. Lineage: Eukaryota; Metazoa; Chordata; Actinopteri; Cyprinodontiformes; Rivulidae. Gene Ontology annotation, molecular function: sodium:potassium:chloride symporter activity. Gene Ontology annotation, cellular component: membrane. Bases 1 to 3114 code for a protein of 1037 amino acids.
AUGGGGCAGAUUACAUCUAAACGGAAUGUACUGACCCGAGGUGUCCGCUUCUCGACUAAUGAAGAAGGACCUCCCAGGUACUCAUCGCACCACUUUGACAGUGGCUUACGUCGGAAUAGUGACCUUCAAGUUCAUUCAACCACUGUUGUCCCUGAUGAGGAGUCAAGCAGUACAUCAGAGCAUCGCAGCUCGGGGCCAGAGUUGUUCAGAUCCUCCGUUUACAGCACCAUGGACCUGGUGCCCCAGCUGGAGCAUUACGCUAAUUCCGUUCCAUGUCAGAUGAUAAGAAACAGGCCGUCUCUUGAAACCCUCCGCAAGACAUUUGAAGUGGUGGAGACAGGUAUUAAUGGAAGAACCACCUCAGACUCGAGCAGCCAGUCAGCACCAGAUCUUGGAAAUGAAGAGUCCCAAGAUCCUCCAGAGAAAACUCCGAUUAGAUUUGGUUGGGUCCUUGGAGUCAUGGUUCGUUGUAUGCUCAAUAUUUGGGGGGUCAUCUUGUUUCUCCGGCUGUCAUGGAUCACCUCUCAGGCAGGCAUUUUAUUGACGUGUGUCAUAAUUUUAAUGUCUGUGGCGGUGACAUCUGUGACUGCGUUAUCCAUUUCUGCCAUUGCCACCAAUGGGAGGGUGUUCGGAGGUGGAUCGUAUUUUAUGAUCUCCAGAACUCUUGGUCCUGAAAUUGGAGGACCGAUUGGGAUGGUUUCGUCUUUUGGUAAUGCACUGGCAUGUGCACUCAAUACAGUUGGUUUUGCAGAGGUUGUUCGAGAUCUAAUGCUGGAGUUCAAUGUCGUCAUGGUUGAUUCAGUCAACGAUGUUCGUAUUGUGGGUGUGAUCACUAUAACCAUUCUUCUGCUCAUUUCACUGGCUGGAAUGGAGUGGGAGUCCAAGACCCAGAUUUUGUUCUUUCUUGUUCUUUUGAUCUCUUUUGCAAACUACUUUGUGGGUACACUAAUUCCCCCGAACACUGAUAAACAGGCUGUUGGCGUCUUUGGAUACAGAGGUGAUAUAUUUGUAGAAAACCUAAUACCAAACUGGAGAGGAUCCCAAGGAAGUUUUUUCCAAAUGUUUGCCAUUUUCUUUCCUGCUCCUAUCGGCAUUCUAUCUGGAGCCAACAUAUCUGGAGAUCUUAAAGACCCUGGUACUGCUAUACCCAAAGGCACCCUGAUGGCCAUUUUCUGGACAACACUCAGCUACCUGGGGGUAGCAGUAACUGUUGGAUCAUGUGUAGUACGGGAUGCUUCUGGGAAUACAAGUGACAUCCUGACUGGAAACAACACUGAUGGUUGUGUGGGACUGGCAUGUAGUAUGGGCUGGAACUUCACAAACUGCAUCCAGUCCCAGUCCUGUAAAUAUGGGCUAGCCAACAGUGCGAAAGUACUGGGGCAGGUUUCUGGUUUCUACUACCUCAUCACAGCUGGAGUCUUUGCAGCCAGCUUGUCCACUACUCUUGGAUUCCUAGUCACUACACCAAAAGGUUUUCAGUGUCUGUGUAAGGACAAAAUAUACCCAUACAUUAUAUUCUUUGCAAAAGAUUAUGGGAAAAAUAAUGAGCCCAUCCGAGCAUAUAUUCUCUGCUACCUCAUUGCUGUGGCCUUCAUUCUCAUUGCGGAGUUGAACACCAUUGCAGCACUAAUCUCCAACUUCUUCUUGUGCUCCUAUUGCCUUAUAAACUUCAGUUGCUUUCAUGCUUCUAUUACAAAUUCCCCCGGAUGGAGGCCAUCGUUUCACUACUACAGCAAAUGGACAGCUCUUUUUGGGGCAGUGAUCUCCGUGGUUCUGAUGUUUCUAUUCAGUUGGUGGGCUGCUCUCAUCACCUUCUGUAUCAUCUUCUUCCUUUUUGGAUAUGUUAACUACAACAAACCCAAAAUAAACUGGGGUUCAUCAGUCCAAGCAGGAACAUACAACAUGGCUCUGUCCUAUUCUGUCUCUUUGACGGGUGUGGAGGAUCACGUCAAAAAUUUUCGGCCACAGUGCCUUGUCCUGACUGGACCCCCAAACCAGCGACCUGCUUUGGUGGACUUUGUUGGCUCCUUCACUAAACAUAUCAGCCUCAUGAUCUGUGGAGACAUCAUAUUGGAACAGGACAGGACAACAAGGCCCCAUGAUGCUACAGAGAGCAUGGUAAAGUGGCUGAACAAGAGGAAGGUGCGGUCAUUUUAUACUCCUCUUUCUGCUGAAAGUCUCAGAGCGGGAGCUAAACACUUGUUACAGGCAUCUGGUCUUGGCAAGUUGAAACCCAACACAUUGGUUUUGGGCUUUAAGGGAAACUGGGGGGAGAGUACUCCUGAAAGCAUCGAGGAUUAUAUCAACACCAUUUAUGACACAUUUGACUCCAACUACUGUUUGUGCAUCUUGAGGAUGAUGGAUGGACUGGAUAUCUCUUUUGAUUUCGAAUAUGAAGUAAAUCAAAGUUUUGAGCCUGAAGAAACUGUGGAAAACCAGGACGAGCAAACCAUUGAUGAAGACGGAGCCGAUGAUGUGUUUGAUGAAGGGGACAGUGAUCAGAUCAAGACAGUGUUUCAAAAUGACCAGGGCAAGAAAACCAUUGAUGUAUAUUGGAUCGCAGAUGAUGGAGGUUUGACAUUGCUGGUACCUUACCUGUUCACCAGGAGAAAAUGCUGGCACAGAUGUCAAGUCAGGGUAUUCAUUGUGGGAGAUGAGCAGAACAUGGAGAAGAGCCGGAAUGAGAUGAUCACUAUGCUGAAAAGUUUCCGUCUGGACAUCAGUGAUGUUAUUGUCAUGGCAGGAAUUGAGAAACGUCCUCAUUCCAAGAGCUUGAGCAGGUUUGUGGACAGUGUCGCCCCCUUCAGGCUGUAUGAUGAGCAGCAGGAAGGCGUCUCGGUGCAGGAACUGAGACAAAAUGCCCCUUGGAAAAUAUCUGACAAAGAAUUUGAAGCCUUCAAACUUAGGUCACAGAGUAAAGUGAGGCUGAAUGAAAUCAUCCGAAAGAAUUCACAACAUACUGCUCUUGUUCUUGUGAGCCUUCCAGUGCCACCGAGUGACUGCCCCAGUGCUCUGUACAUGGCCUGGCUGGACGCUCUGACCUGUGGUCUCCACUGCCCCACAGUGUUAAUACGAGGAAACCAGCAAAAUGUCCUCACCUUCUAUUGCGAAUAA